Molecule: messenger RNA, 1188 nt
Organism: Lachancea lanzarotensis
Lineage: Eukaryota; Fungi; Ascomycota; Saccharomycetes; Saccharomycetales; Saccharomycetaceae
Gene: OGG1
Product: LALA0S03e08042g1_1
Exons: 1
Coding region: 1-1188 (395 amino acids)
Biological process (GO): base-excision repair, AP site formation; nucleotide-excision repair; base-excision repair
Cellular component (GO): nucleus
Molecular function (GO): damaged DNA binding; 8-oxo-7,8-dihydroguanine DNA N-glycosylase activity
Source: RefSeq, a predicted model, not a curated record
AUGUUAAGCUUUAGGAAACUCAGUUUCAAGCGUGGGGAACUGUACCUAAACAAAGUUUUGCGUUGUGGACAAGCUUUCAGAUGGGUUUUUCAUGAAAAAUUGGGCGAAUACUCGUCAACACUGAGAAUUGAUGGCCAUUAUAAGAUAGUUGUGCUACGGCAAGAGUCUGACGACUUUAUCGAAUAUGCGACCGUCGGAAAAAUCGAGGAUCCCGCUGUACCGGCGUUUUUGCGGCGUUAUUUCCGUUUGGAAGUGGAUUUGGCCAAGCUGUAUAUGGAACAAUGGCUAACACAGGAUCAUCGAUUUGCAGGUAAGAACCCGAAUGGAGUGCGAAUUUUGAGCCAGGACCCCUGGGAAACACUCGUGUCGUACAUUUGCUCGAGCAACAACAACAUCGCCCGCAUCACUAAAAUGUGUCAUGCGCUAUGCACGCAUUUUGGAAACCCAGUGGGCCACUACGAUGGUGUGGACCACUUUUCGUUUCCCACAAGCCGGGAAAUCACACAAAAGGCAUCAGAAGAGACGUUGCGAAAGCUUGGGUUUGGCUAUCGUGCCAAGUUUAUUGUGGCAACGGCCCAAAAAAUGGAAUCUGAUCGUCUCAACAUGUCUGACAGCGAUUAUUUGGAAUCCUGGAAGGACCAUUUGCAAUAUGAACAGGUUCGUGAAAAGAUUAUGAGUUUCAAUGGAGUGGGCCCUAAAGUAGCAGACUGUGUUUGUUUGUCUGGACUGAGAAUGGACGAUGUGGUUCCCGUGGACGUGCACAUCGCGAGAAUUGCUCAACGGGACUACAAGUUCAGUGCUAGAAAGCAGGACAUUGAAGAACUUCAAAAAGAAUACAAAAACUUACCCAUUACACGGAAAAAGGUGAACUAUGAGCUGGAUUCGGCUCGUUGCAUGUUUAAGCAGAAAUGGGGCGAGUUCGCAGGGUGGGCUCAAGGAGUUUUGUUCGCACAGGAAAUAGGUAGAACGACAGGUGUUUCUAGUGAGGGCACAACGCUCACACAAAAGACAAAGCUGGAUUUUGUGGUUCAGGUGAAGGAAGAGAGUGCGUCGCUCAAGAGACGCUUAUCUCAAACGGAAACGGUAAAAGUAAAGCAGGAAGAUACAAUAGUCAAAACGGAGAUAGAAUACUCGGUCACAGGUAGGCCGAAACGGAGAACCACUAGAAAUGUUGAAUACGUGUCUUAG